This is a messenger RNA of Mucor mucedo, 689 nucleotides long. Its product is annotated as putative U4/U6.U5 tri-snRNP-associated protein 3. Bases 104 to 634 code for a protein of 176 amino acids. Gene Ontology annotation, biological process: RNA splicing. Gene Ontology annotation, cellular component: precatalytic spliceosome. The record is from RefSeq and is a predicted model, not a curated record. The transcript has 3 exons. Lineage: Eukaryota; Fungi; Mucoromycota; Mucoromycetes; Mucorales; Mucoraceae.
UAUACAAAAAAAAAAUAAUAAAAUUAUAUAGUCACAAUAUAAUGCAACGCGUUAUUUUUUUUUUUUUUCUUCUUUCUCUUUUUCUUUCUUCUAUUCAAUUAACAUGCCUCGAUCGCCUUCACCAAAACGAUACUCUAGUAGACAGCGAGAAAGAGAUUACAGAGACUUGGACAGUCCUCGUUCAAGGUCACCACCUCGUAGAAGACGUAGAGAUGAUGACCGUGAUUAUCAUCGUGGGCGGUCCAACCGAAGUCGAUCCCCUCCUCGUCGAGACCGACGUACCGAGAAGAGCCCUGACCGCAGAGAUCGAGGUAGGGCCAGAUACAGUAGUCGAUCCAGUUCGCCUAAAUACCGUCGUCGUCGUAGUUCCGAUACUCGUCCCAUGUCACCGGUUACGAAAAGAAAAGCACCUUCACCUGAGCCCAUGGCAGUUGAGGAAGGAGGAGGAGAGGAUGGUGAGGAGGACGAUGAGGAGACAAAGAUGAUGAAAUUGAUGGGUUUUGGAGGGUUUGAUACGACAAAGAAUAAGAAGGUACCCGGUACAGAUGUCUCUGGUGCCAAAAUUCGUAAACCCAUUAAAUACCGUCAGUACAUGAAUCGUAGAGGAGGCUUUAACAGACCUUUGGAUAAUUAAAUUAGUAUACAGUAUAAUAAUAAUAAUAAUAAAAAAAAGAGUUGUCAAAAUGCAA